Molecule: messenger RNA, 534 nt
Organism: Aspergillus alliaceus
Lineage: Eukaryota; Fungi; Ascomycota; Eurotiomycetes; Eurotiales; Aspergillaceae
Exons: 2
Coding region: 1-534 (177 amino acids)
Source: RefSeq, a predicted model, not a curated record
AUGAAGUGGGAACUAAAGGAACUGAAGGCCGUUCCCCUUAUCACUAGACUGAGGAAAGCUAAUAUCCCUUGGAAAAUAAUAAGAAAGCUGUGGUAUAGAAGAUUCCGGACAACAAGAACUAUUGGCUCUCUGCGCGGCCAGUGGUAUCGAUUUAGAUGGGGUUGGGUCCCCAAAGAUGAGGAGAAUGAUGGGGUGGAGAAAAGCCCGCCAGCAUCCCCUGAGCUUAGGAUAACAACAGAGCCAGAGAAAUAUAUUGAGGAGACACUCGACCAGACAUGCCGUUAUUUGCCUCCAUCUGGAAGACAAUCGAUCAGGAGUGUCUCUCCAAGCCCUGAGCCAUCUCCAGUGCCAGUGUCUGAGGGCCCUCAAACACCUCCGGUCCAGCCACCAAUUAAACCUCCGCCAGAGACCCUUACCCUGAAUAUGGUCAAGCAAAAGCCGGCUCGUCCACCGCUUGACAAGGAGCAGGAACGACAGUUGAUGAAGAUGUCACUUGAAUACUCCAGUGAUCAGACAGGCAGCAACUACCAAUAG